Molecule: messenger RNA, 3289 nt
Organism: Coregonus clupeaformis (lake whitefish)
Lineage: Eukaryota; Metazoa; Chordata; Actinopteri; Salmoniformes; Salmonidae
Product: ubiquitin-like protein 3
Exons: 5
Coding region: 987-1340 (117 amino acids)
Molecular function (GO): protein binding
Source: RefSeq, a predicted model, not a curated record
AGCUGAUUUUCCUGUGUCUUUAAAUGUCCUGCCAUUAUUCUUCAACAAGCAGCAGCUAGGUUCGAUGUUUUUUUUGACAGAAAGAAACCCUCGAACAUUGGAUACAAUUAACCAUUGGGAUGCGUAGCUAAAUCUUUUAAGUACUUGUUUUAUACCGGCACGGUCUUCGAAACUGUGAGGUUAUUAGUAAGAUUAAGGGUAGAGAUAUCGCUGUUUGUCUUUUCUGUUCCCACAGUUCCGCUUUUCUGCCGCAGUCCGAUAUUUUCAGCUAUCCUUAGCUAGCUUUUUUGAUUUUUGCCAGGUAACUAGCUAGCUAAUAAGUUAACUUUACCUUUCUGUCAAUGUUUCCGUAAUGAGCUUCUUCACUCAAACUUAAUCGUUAGUGAAGUAUAUGUUUUCUUCAAGAAACCAACCUUGUAAAUUGCCACAACACAACCCAUAAGUAACGUUAGCUAGCUAACUUAGCUCCUUGCUAGCUAGCAAUGUUACUAGUUACAUAUAUUGACCGGCAGUAGCAGAGGGUUUUGAGUAAAAAAUAACAAAUCCGUUAAGGUUAAAGCAACGAGUUUAGAGCCAUCUAAUUAAUGUGUUUGUGACUGUUAAUAGCCAGCUAACUAAGGUCGUGUUGGCAAGCUACUGAAGCUAGCUGGCCAAUUAGCUAAUUUCUAGCCAAAUGCUAGCUAAAUAGCUACUGUCUGACAGUGAGUGUAUUAUUGGCAGACAGUGGUUGAUUUGCCAGAUAAGCUUGUCACCUUGCUACCUACUAGCCGCCAUCGUUCGCAGAUCUCACAUGAACGGGAAAAUCUAGCAACCAAUUUGUUUUACGUUGGUCAGCGCGCUUGAGUAGGUGCUACACUGUGGAAAGCAGAGAAGGAAAGCGGGGUGAGAGUAGUGAAACGCACACAGUGCUCUGUGCCAGGGGUUUGGCCCCGUCUCAACCAGCGAAGCGCAAUACACUCUGUUCUGUUCAGAGCGGCUUCAGAACCAUGACAACUCAACGGGAUCUCGAUAUGGUGAAUCUGCGUCUUAUCCUGGUCAGUGGGAAGACACAAGACUUCAUCUUCUCCCCCAAUGACUCGGCCAUGGACAUCGCCAAGCACGUCUUUGAUAACUGGCCCUUGGGAUGGGAGGAGGAGCAGGUGGGCAGCGCCAGCAUCCUACGCCUCAUCUUCCAGGGACGCUUCCUGCAUGCCAGCGUCACCCUGGGAGCUUUAAAGCUGCCCCCUGGCCGAACAACUGUCAUGCACUUGGUUGCCAGAGAGACCCUGCCAGAGCCUAACUCCCAUGGUCAGCGUAACCGGGAGAAAGCCACAGAGACCAACUGCUGUCUGCUCUUGUAAAAACAACAACGAACAACAAUCCUCUCCCUCCUUCCACGCCCCUCCCCCACGUUCAUCCUCUGCUUGGCUUCUGUCUGCCCGUCAUCCCUGGAUUUGGGGAGAUCACAGGAAGAUGUGUCACAGAGCUGUCAGCGGGUGGUCUGUCACACAUUUUUGUUGCACUCUGGUCCAAUCGGUGGCUUAGGAAUUAUGUAUUUUAUUCAAAUCGAUUUUCUCUCGUUCACCUUUUUGCCAAAUUCUGCCUUUCUUCUCUCUGUUGUAAAAUCAUGUUAAGAAUUUGUACAUAUAAUCUCUGUGGUUACCCAGGAGGAGCUAUCCUGGGUGGGAGGGGGAAUAUACAGGUUUUGAAGACUCACCUUACAAAGAAACACUAACAAACUAUGACUUUGGAACUUUGACCCGUACUGUUCAUACAGUGGUUUGCAUUGCCCUUGAAGACUCGGCUUACAGUUUGCUCCAUGUAUCUUUCUGCUAAUGAAAUGGGAGUUCCCACGGGUCUUGCACUUAACUGGGUUGUUUAUUUGAAAGUGUGUCUUUGAAAGUUUUUAUGUAUGGUCUUAAUCUCCCCUUCCCGUCUCAGAGGAAGAGAGUAAUAUCCUACUGUUAGACAAAGUGCUGUCCCCGACGUAGACUGUGUACAGUAGUUGCCUCCUACUAGCGGGGAGUGUUUAGUCUGCCUUGCACCAGUGGACUGGAGUGGUGCGUCUCUCUGUGCCAUGGGCCACAGGUGUUUGUUCCUGGACUUGGACCAACACCAAGGAAGAGUUCAAAGUUGUAAAGGGACAGCUGUCAACACCGGAGUGUAUGUGUGUGACGUUGUGUUGGAUCACCUCCUAGAGGAUGAACUGGUCUAGCUAGAAGAAGAAUCUAAACUAACUCCUACACGUCCUCCCCCUGGUUGUGAAGCCUUGCUUUUUACAUUUUCUUUUAAAAACCGAGUGAAAAUAUUUGAAGGAGUGCUUCUGAGUGACCAUUUUGUGUCAUUCUGUAUGGCUUACGUCUCUGACCGUUUAGACUAUACUACAUCCAGUCUCAUGAGGAAGCCCCCUAUCCUCUCCACUCCCCGUCUGACCUGAGUGAGGAGUAAGGGAAUGGACACCAGGAGCCAGUCAACAGAGUGAGGUGGUGGUGGGAGGGUUUCAUGGCCUCCUACAGGACAUUAGGUAUAGAGGCAUGGGAGGGAGCAAGUCCUUGGAGAGGGUACCCUCUGGGAAAUGAUGGCGGUGGUAUUUUACCAAUUUUUUUGUUUGGAUGCUGUCGGAUUUUGUUUGUCUUUGAUUGUGGAAUUAUUCCGUAAUCGUUAAUAUUGCAAUUUAAAAAUGAUUUUUUAAAGUCUUGUAUUGUUUGCUCAGGUUUAAUUGUCUGGGGUUGAUUGUCCCAGGGGUUGGUAUGUAUAUGUCUGGGAAUGCAUAUGAAUUUUAGAUGAUCAUGUUCUGUGUGUGAGUGGUCGGCUGGGGAAAUGUCUGUGUGUUGAGACAGUAUGGCUGCGUUUACACAGGCAGCCCAAUUCUGAUAUUUUUUUUUCACUGAUUGGUUAUUGGUUUUGUACUGAUAAGAUCUGAUGUGAAAGGUCAAAGACCAAUUAUUGGAAAAAAAAUCUUAGAAUUGGGCUGCCUGUGUAAACGCAGCCUCAGUGUGUUUGAGAGGGAGUGUGAGUAAUGGGUGUUUGUGAGGUGUGUGUGUGUGUGUGCAUGCGCCUAAAUACUGAGCGAGUGUGUGAGAACUGGGGGAUAGCUAUGCAGGUGAUUGAGUAGGAGGGCAGAUUGGUCUUGGCUGGCUGUGGUUUCCAUGGAAACAGUGUGGCUCCUUCCUUUGAGUCGUUUGGUUAGUGUUUAUGUCAACCAAUGUCACUGCUAUGAAAUUAGGUCAAUAUGAAUAUAUGUAUAAAAUAAAAAUAAUAAUGUGGUCUGCUUGACGAUAUUAUAAAUUAAUAAACAUCUUUAAAUAUA